UGGGGCUAAUGUUGGUUUCUGAUCUUCAAUGCAGGCCAGUGAUAGAUUCAACAUCAAUUCCCAGCUUGAGCACCUUCAGGCUAAAUAUGUGGGAACUGGGCAUGCUGACUUAAAUAGAUUUGAAUGGGCUGUGAACAUUCAGCGUGAUAGCUAUGCAUCAUAUGUUGGACAUUAUCCCAUUCUAGCUUACUUCGCUAUAGCAGAAAAUGAAUCCAUUGGAAGGGAACGCUACAACUUUAUGCAGAAAAUGCUAUUACCUUGCGGCCUUCCUCCAGAAAGAGAAGAUGAUUGAAAUCGUAUUAGGUUGUGACAAGAGAUUUUAGUACUCUGGAUCUUCAUGGGGUUAACGAACUUAUCCUUUCGUGAGCUAACUCUGUGUCUGCUCAGAAGCAAUGAAUGGGAAAUGUGAACUAUUUUCUCUUGUAAUGCUCUUGCUUGAUUAAGAAUCAGUUUCCAACUAAUCUACAAGACUGCACUGUACCUUGUUGUUCUCCCUUUUAUUUCAAGAAAAAUUUCUAUCUCAAUCAUAGUUUGUGGAACGUUCCCAUCUUUAGAUGUAUAAUUGGGCUUAAUCAAUGAAUUGAUUGUUUCCUUGACAAGACCAUGAAUUUAAUUUGACAGCUAUUGAUGCUGGAUUUGGUCCA
Messenger RNA from Cucurbita pepo subsp. pepo (vegetable marrow), 644 nucleotides. RefSeq names its product Splicing factor 3B subunit 5/RDS3 complex subunit 10. Gene Ontology annotation, cellular component: precatalytic spliceosome; U2 snRNP. Gene Ontology annotation, biological process: mRNA splicing, via spliceosome. The record is from RefSeq and is a predicted model, not a curated record. NCBI's taxonomy places the organism in Eukaryota, Viridiplantae, Streptophyta, Magnoliopsida, Cucurbitales, Cucurbitaceae.